Molecule: messenger RNA, 1665 nt
Organism: Cynara cardunculus var. scolymus (artichoke)
Lineage: Eukaryota; Viridiplantae; Streptophyta; Magnoliopsida; Asterales; Asteraceae
Product: putative UDP-glucuronate:xylan alpha-glucuronosyltransferase 5
Exons: 2
Coding region: 1-1635 (544 amino acids)
Biological process (GO): xylan biosynthetic process
Molecular function (GO): glycosyltransferase activity
Source: RefSeq, a predicted model, not a curated record
AUGGGUUCAACUUCAAGGCCUUCCUUCUCAAACCAAAAGCCUACCUUCAUCCCUCUCUUCCUUCUCCUCCUUUGUCUCACCCUUACGCUUCUAAUCCACACCACCACCUACGAUCUCCACCCCGAUGACCGCCCUAUCACCUCCACCACCCUCCGUUUCGUACCCAUGAAACCACCACGGCCACGUUGGUACGACAAACUCCAAUCCCUAAUGAACAACCAUUCAAGAAAGCUACACCUCGGCCUGGUUAACGUUCAAUCCGACGAGAUACGAGUUGAUGGGUCGGCUGAUUUGACAGAAAUAACGUUUGAAAAAGUGGGCAGAGAUACGAAAUGGAAAGACUUGUUCCCGGAGUGGGUGGAUGAGGACCAUAAGUGGGGGCCGAUGAAGUGCCCGGAAAUCCCGAUGGGUCGGUGGUCUGGGGCGGUGGAUGUGGUGGUGGCUAAGGUCCCGGAGGGUGGUCGAGAAGUGGGUAGGUUGCAGGUGAACUUGGUGGUGGCUAAUGUGUUGGUGAAUGAUGGGUGGGAAGAUGGUGGGGAAGUUUAUGUGGUGUUUAUUGGAAGGUCAGGGCCAAUGUGGGAGAUAUUUAGGUGUGAUGAUAUGGUGUGGGAAGAAGGGGAGUAUAAGAUAUAUAAACCAGAUUUGAAGAAACUCAUGGAGAAGGUGAAUAUGCCUGUUGGCUCUUGCAUCAUUAAUCCAUCACCAUCUUUGCAACCAGCUGGUACAACUGAUGCUCGAUCGACAUCGAUUGCAUACAAACCAAGAGAGGCGUACGUGACCGUCUUGCACUCCUCCGAAACAUACGUUUGUGGCGCAAUCGCUUUGGCCCAAAGCAUCCUUCAAACAAACACAACCAAGGAUCUAAUCUUGCUUGCUGAUGACUCGAUAUCCGACAAAGCCCUUGGAGGACUUAAGACAGCCGGAUGGAAGAUCAAGCUUAUUGAACGUAUACGAAGCCCACAUGCAAGAAAAGGCGCAUAUAACGAGUAUAACUACAGCAAACUUCGGAUAUGGCAGCUCAUCGAGUAUGACAAAGUUAUGUUCAUAGACGCAGAUCUAAUCGUGUUAAAGAAUCUAGACGAGUUCUUUAGUUAUCCCCAGAUUUCGGCUGCUGGCAACAAUAAAUAUCUAUUCAAUUCUGGUGUGAUUUUGGUGGAACCAUCACUGUGCAUGUUCAAUGGGUUGAUGGAAAAGAUAAACACUUUGGGAUCAUAUAAUGGUGGUGAUCAGGGUUUUCUGAACGAAGCUUUUACAUGGUGGCAUCGGUUUCAUUCGAAGAUAAACCAUCUCAAGAUUUUCCAAGAUAAGAGUAAUAACCCUAGACAUGAAAUCGCAGGAGAUUUGCACACAAUUCAUUAUCUGGGGUUGAAGCCAUGGAUGUGUUAUAAAGACUAUGAUUGUAACUGGGAUAGGGGUGACCAUCGACAUUUUGCUAGUGAUUUAGCUCAUGAGAAAUGGUGGAAAGUUUAUCAGGGAAUGCCGAAUAAACUGAGGCCGUUCUGCGGGUUGACGAAACAAAUGGAUAGUCGGAUAAGAAAGUGGAGAGGGAUAGCCAAGAGAGCAGGGUUUCCAGAUGAGCAUUGGAAGAUAAAGGUGAAAGAUACGAGACAGAUAUCGCAUGGGAUCAUGUUAUAGCAACAUCUAAAAGAUGGAUGAAAGAUACAG